This is a messenger RNA of Aspergillus fijiensis CBS 313.89, 870 nucleotides long. RefSeq lists its product as uncharacterized. Bases 423 to 860 code for a protein of 145 amino acids. NCBI's taxonomy places the organism in Eukaryota, Fungi, Ascomycota, Eurotiomycetes, Eurotiales, Aspergillaceae. The record is from RefSeq and is a predicted model, not a curated record. The transcript has a single exon.
CAACGAGAUUAUAUUGCACGGCGCGAACAUAGAGUAUAAUCUGGGUUUACUUCAUCUUGAUAUAUAUAUAUAAUAGAAUUUGCGUCAAAAGAGUACGCACGGCCAGCAAUCCUCCCAAGACGAACUUCCAGUCUUGGAGCUUGAUGCAUUAUCCCUCCUCCAACUGAGAAAUCGGAUUGUAGAAUUUCUCCGAGAGGGCUCUCGGCAAAAAUUGCAUAGGGGCCGAAUGCAGCUUCACGGCCUCUGUCAAAUCAAUUCUGGAUCCGCAGGCAGCCGCUGCUUUGACGCCCACCGCGUUAGGGGAGACCACGUCCCCGGAUAUCUACGACUUGGCGCAGGAUAUCCAGGACAACUGGAAUUAUGAUUUCAAGAAGCUGAUUGGCGGGAACAUCAUUGCUGAGAACAACAAACCCUGGUUAAUCAUGGUUACGGCCAUCGUGGACAAGGUCCAAGCCGCGCGUGCGGUGGUGCCAUCGGCGGAUCUGGUCAAGAAAUGCACCACGGCGCUGCGGUGGGCGCAGGCUGCGCGCCUGACGGACCUGGUCGGGGACGUGACGGCAGACGCCUUGACGGGCGAGCGCACCAAGGCUUUCAUAGACAAUUUCGAAAAUAUUGAGCCGAAAAGCGUCACGCGAGCGCUGGGGAUUGACGAAACUGGCAGCGAGACCCGCGCGAUCGAAUUCGAGGAUUUGGAUUAUGAAGGCACGUCAGGGGGUGACGCAGACCAAUUAGCGGAAUUCAUGGCGUGGACCGAAACGACUCCGUCCAAGAAAACCUGGCCCAGCCACAGGAGACAUCGAGAGUGGGCGCUGCUCUAUGGAGAGAAGGCGACAAUAAUGGAGACAGCGUGUUCAAAUUGAAGGCUUCGUG